ACAAACAAACAAACAAUGUUAUUUCUUUCUUAUUCUUUAAUACUUUCAUUUCCUUUUCUCUAACAUCAAUUGUAAGCUUUCCUUAGACAUGGAAGACAAAGUCCACAGCAUGCUGAAGCUAAUCGAAGAAGACGGAGACUCCUUCGCAAAGAGAGCCGAAAUGUACUACAAAAGAAGACCCGAGCUAAUAAACUCCGUCGAAGAAACUUACCGAGCAUUCAAAGCAUUAGCCGACCGAUACGACCUCUUAUCAAAAGAGCUCCAAAACGCAAACCACACAAUAGCGACCGUAUUCCCGGAGCAAGUCCAAUUCGACAUGGACGAGGACGAAGAUUGCCUCACGCCGAAGAAAAUCCCCAAAAACCCUCAAAUAAUCCCGACCGUCAAUCCACCGAACGUGCCCAAAGUUCCAAAGGCGCCGAUCGAGAAUCUCAAAGGUCUCAUAAGUACCGCCAAGAACCAACUCAAGAAAUCGUCCAAGGAGACAAAAGUUGCGGCCACAGUAAAACCCGUGGUGAAGUCCGGAUUGAGCAAGGACGAAGCUCUCGUGGAGAUCAAUAAGCUCCAUAAGGAUAUUUUGGCUUUGCAGACGGUUAAGGAGUUUGUGAAGAGCUCGUACGAGAGUGGGCUCGCUAAGUAUUGGGGGAUCGAGAAUCAGAUUAUGGAGAUGCAGGAUAAAGUUUGCAGGUUGCAGGACGAGUUCGAUGUGGAAACAGUCAUCGAGGACAACGAGGCUCGGACGUUGAUGGCCGAGGCGGCGCUCAAAUCGUGCCAAGAAACUCUAGCCGCUUUGGAAGAGAAACAAGAGAAGUCCACUCAAGAAGCGAAGGAGGAGUUCAAGAAGAUCGAAUCCGCGCAAGAACUAAUCAAGUCCAUCAGGCGCGAUUACAUAAAAGAACCAACCAGCGAAGAAAAGCCGAGCAGAGCAGAAGAAGGCGACGCUAACAAAACCGUAAGUGAUUCGGUACAAGGGUCGAAUGUAGUUAGUAGCCGAGAUGCGGGCCCCGCAGGGACUCUGACAGUGACUGAGCUGGCGGAGAAGAUUGACGAGUUGGUGAAUAAGGUGAUCAACUUAGAAACCGCGGUUUCAUCGCAGACAGUUCUCAUCAACACGUUGAGAACCGAAGCCGACGAUCUCCACGCGCAGAUCAAGAAUCUCCAAAACGAAAAGGAGACUUUGAUCGGCGAUACGCAAAAUUUGAGCGCACGAGUGAAAGAAAUGGAGGAUAAACUAAAGAGAAUCCAAGAUCUCAACAAGAACGUGGUGACCCAAAACACUAAUCUCCAAACGAACUUCGCCGAAGCUCGUUCGAGCCUUGACCACCUCUCGGAGAAGCUCGGUAGCGUAAAGCCGGACGAGGAAUUCGAGGAAACUACAUCGUCGUUGUCUGAAAACGAGGGGCAUGUUGUUAUUAAAGAAGAAAUAGAUGCUCGAACUCCGACGAAAGACGAAAAAGAUGCUCAAGUUCCGAUGAAAGACGAAAAACAUGUUAAGGAGAGUGAAAAGAGCAUCACCGAGGAGGUGAAAGAAGUCGAUACAAAUGUUGCGAGUACUUCUAGGGCGGCCCCACUAGAGAAAAUGCAACAGGAGGUGGCGCCUAAACAAGAAGAAGGAGAAGGAGUGAAAAAACCGGUUAAAAAAACGGUUACAUUUCUUGACGAGAAAUCGAAAGAAGUAGUAGUGGACGAGUCGCCUGUAAAAUCCGAAAGCGAAAAAGGCGAGACGAAGAAAGAAGGCGCUCUUAACUGGCAGCAGAUGCUAUUGAAUGGGGCCGAGGAUGGAGAGAAGAUCCUCAUAAAGGAAUAUGCCGAUCUUCUCAAGAACUUCAAAGACGUCAAGAAGAAGCUAAACAACACGGAGAAGAAAGAAAAGGACAGCAUAUUCGAUAUCACCAUCCAAUUGAGAGACCUAAAACAAGCUCUCCAUAAACGCGAUCAAGAAAUCCACCGUCUCCAUCAACAGCUAAACAACGUCAACAACAACAACAACAACAAUAAUAAUAGUGACAAUAAUAACAAUAACGAUGUCGAAAAUGAAGAGAAGGAUCGAAGUGUAAAACCCGAAGAAUUUCAACAAGAAGAAGAAGAAGAUAUAAAUUCGGUUUCGGUCGGCGCAAAUCCAGCACCGCUCUCGAUCAUCGAGGAGAAGCUCCGGCUAGAAAUAGACGCAAUACUCGACGAGAAUCUUGAUUUCUGGCUAAGAUUCAGCACGACGUUCCACCAGGUGCAAAAAUUCAAGAGCGAAGUGCAGGACUUGCAAGAAGAGAUAUCGAAGCUAAAGGACAAAAGGAGGAACCAAGAAGGGUCAAUCACGGCCCAACAAAAAUCCGAGGCCCGGCCCAUUUACAAGCACCUCCGCGAAAUUCAGACAGAGCUCACCGUAUGGUUAGAGCAAAGCUAUACCUUAAAAGACGAGCUGAAACGGAGGUUCGCCUCUCUGUGCAACAUCCAGGAGGAGAUAAUGAAGGCACUCAACGAAGGCGUCGAGGAAGAAGAGAUUAGCUUCAGCAGUCAUCAAGCUGCGAAACUGCAAGGCGAGAUAUUGAAUAUGAAGCAAGAGAAUAAUAAGGUGAGAGAAGAGCUGCAGUCGGGUCUAGACCAUGUUAGUACGCUUCAAAUGGAGAUAGACAAGACUUUGAGAGAGCUGAACCAAGAGUUUGGUGUGUCGAGCGAUCAGCCGAAGCAGCUGCAGCAAUCUAUGAGCAGGUCGCGGGUCCCGCUUAGGUCGUUCAUAUUCGGGACCAAGGCGAAGAAGCAGAAGCACUCGCUUUUCUCGUUUAUGCAUCCGAACAGGAAGUUCCAUGUUGUGAGAGCUGGUGUGCCCCUCUCCAAUCAGUGAUUUUUCUGUCGGGUUUUCAAAAAAAAAACAUGGAUUUUAUUGUAUUUUAGAAGUUCAUAUAUAUAUGUGCAGAUAGUUCACCAACUUUUUUUUUUUUUUAAAUUGCUGUAUUGGUUUUCUGAAGCAAGAAUUGUAAACUAUCGGAUUCUUGUAGUCUGUAAAGCAGGAAACCGUCGUCCGUUUUUUUUUUUUUUUGUCUGUGUGUUUUCGUUCUACUAGCUCUAUCAGAUUCUCGUAUUCUGUAAGAAGGAAUACUUUGUUUUUCGUUUUUUUCUUUCUCGUGUUUUCUCUCAUUUUUUUAAAUUUAAAUCAUUAGCCUACAUAAUAUAAUAUAUAUAUAGGGAUUGUCGUAAUAGUAAAAGCCAGUCUAACAUCAUGCAAAGAACAAGCUCAAUUUCGAUAUUUAUGCGAAAACAUUUCACUUAACAUGCUGCAAAUCGCAGUUCAGAACCAACAAAGAGAAGGUGUCGAAAACUUAUCUCUGAAGUGGAAAACGAAUAAUACC
Erythranthe guttata (spotted monkey flower) is the source of this 3344-nucleotide messenger RNA. RefSeq names its product Kinase interacting (KIP1-like) family protein (gene NET2D). NCBI's taxonomy places the organism in Eukaryota, Viridiplantae, Streptophyta, Magnoliopsida, Lamiales, Phrymaceae. Gene Ontology annotation, molecular function: actin binding. The record is from RefSeq and is a predicted model, not a curated record.